This is a messenger RNA of Arachis ipaensis, 1689 nucleotides long. Its product is annotated as F-box family protein. The record is from RefSeq and is a predicted model, not a curated record. Gene Ontology annotation, molecular function: protein binding. NCBI's taxonomy places the organism in Eukaryota, Viridiplantae, Streptophyta, Magnoliopsida, Fabales, Fabaceae.
CGAAGGCAAAAUUGAAAUUGAAAAUGAAAAUAAAGAAAUGAAAAUGCCUCACCAAAACCCAACACAGCGACGUCGUCUCAGUGUCUUACACUCCUGAACGAAACCACACGCCACACGUUCUCUAACACUAGCACCACCGCCACCGUGCCGGAGCAUAAUGAAGCACCGAACAUGGCCACGCGCCUCCUCUUCCUCACCCUUCUCCUCUUUCCCCUUCCCAACCGACACCCCGUCCUCUUCCUCGGCCGCGAAACACACUCGUUUUGUUCGUCGCUGCUCCCACAGCCACCCUCCUCCCUUGCCGGCUGCACCUUCCGACGUCGGCGCUGGCUUCUCGGCGCUACCGUACGACGUGAUGGCGAAGAUAGCAGCGUCGUUCGAUGACCCAACCCUGAAGGCGGCGUCGGUGGUGUGCCGGUCGUGGUGGGAGGCGUUGCGGCCGCUGAGAGAGGCGAUGAUGCUGCUCCGGUGGGGGAAGAAGUUCAAGCACGGAAGCCCACGGGUGAAACAGAACGCAGAAAAGGCACUGGAGUCGUUCGAGAAGGCGGCGGCGCGUGGGUCUGCACUCGCCAUGGUGGACGCCGGGCUCAUGUAUUGGGAGAGAGGGGAGAAGCAGAGAGCCCUCGAUUUGUUCCUGAAAUCUGCGGAGCUCGGAAACCAUGCCGCACAGUGCAAUUUAGGGAUUUCGUAUUUGCAAGCUGAACCUCCAAAGACUGAGGAAGCUAUAAAAUGGUUGCGGAAAGCCUCCGUUGGUGGGAAUGCUCGUGCCCAGUACCAACUUGCACUCACUCUGCAUCGAAGUUGUGGGACCAAGAGCAAUAUGAAAGAAGCUGCAAGAUGGUAUCUGAAAGCUGCAGAAGGAGGGUAUGUGCGAGCCAUGUAUAAUAUCUCCUUAUGCUACUCUUUUGGGGAUGGCUUGACACACAGUAAUCAAUUGGCAAGAAAAUGGAUGAAGCGGGCUGCAGAUCGUGGUCACAGUAAAGCUCAGUAUGAGCAUGGACUGGCUCUCUUCUCGGAGGGAGACAUGAUGAAAGCUGUGGUAUACUUGGAACUUGCUACUCGGGCUGGUGAAAGAGGUGCUUCUCAUGUCAAGAAUGAAGCUUCACACCGGCUUUCAGCAGCUUCACGUGAUCAUGCCAUGCAUCUCGCUGACAGCUGGCGUGCUCUGCCAUCAAAAUAAGUCAAAUCAGCAGCAGUCAACCCCUUUAAGUGUAAAAUCAACAGAGACAUUCUAAAGCAUAAGAACAAAGAAAGCUGUAGCUGAGCAAGCGGCAAGCUAUGCUUACUAAUCCCAAACAUAAGUGUUCUUCCCAUGUAUAAUAGAUAACUUCCUAGCUAGUGCUCUGGCACGUACAAAGCAUACUAUAUCAGUAUAUCAAGAUGUAAAAUUAAAAAUGGAAUAAUUUAUUUUCACACGUUGAACUUGUCAAAAUUCAGUUUCACACGUCUGCGUAUACUCUGAUGGGUGGUGUUAUGUAUAGGCUGUCAUGGAAGAUUGCAGUUUCAUAUUGACCUGAAUCAUAUAUAGAAGCAUUAUAAUGUUGUAGUCAACAUUUACACUUCUGCUCUUCUGGGUAUGUAAUUAGGAGUCUAACCAUUACGUGAAAGUUCCAUACAUUUGAUGCAUAGUCGCAUAGAUUGGAAUGGCCAGAGAUUUGAAUGCAGAAAAUUUAUGCGUGUUGUUCACUA